ACUUGGCCUGUAACUUCUUUGGUGGAAGAAGCACCCCUUCUUACUUUUUUAAUGUUUUUCCCUUUAUUGUAACCAGUUUUCAGGUCAUAACCUUGCAAUCUUUUUUCAGGGGGUCCUGUGAGAGUGGUGACCUCUUUCUUUCACACACCCAACCCUGGCUCCAUCACCUACAGCUUCGUUAAAAUCUCUAACCUGGCAGCUGGGGAGAGUGUUCUCCCCACUGAUCCCCAGCCUUUUUUGAGUGGACAUCAUUGUCCCCAUCUCAUCUUCCAGUUUUUGGUGAAACCUGCCACAUCCUUUCUCCUGAUCCUGGAUCUGACCUUUUCUCCCUGCUCUGGACCCAGUGGCUGGGAGAUGCUUGUCCCGAUAGGAUGGACCCAUUUUCCCCUCCAUCCUAUACUGGAUAUUGCACCAGCUGAAAUGAAAAAUUAGUCCUGGAGGUGCCUGUGGAAAGGCCCCUCCAAGGGCUUAUUCGGGUCAUGGCAAAGGAUUUUUCCCGGUGAUUUCAGCAGUCCUGAGACCCUCCUGAAGAGCAGCAUCUCCUGGGGAGAGGAGAGAAAGAGGAGCUGGAGCAUCCCACUGCCAUCGCACCAUGCCACUCGCCCGCCCCACCCGGCAAAUCCCUGAGGCCGCUUGGACCUCGGGCUUCAGGGAGAUGACGGAGCCCUGGAAAGGCGCCGUCGGCUGCCUCGGCGUGGCCAUCUUCUUCGCCAUGACCAUUGGCAUCAUCUCCUGGCAGGCGCUGGAGCAGUCCCCGGAGGAGUGGGUGCUGCGGGGCCGUGCUGGUGGGGUGCUGUGGGAGCGCCGGCGGGGUGCCCUGCUGCUGCGGGCGCUCCCGUCAGGGCGGACGGUGGCAGUGAUCACGGUGGGCGGCGUGCCGGCCGCCGAACCCCCGCCGCCGCGGGACCGCUGCUGGCAUGACCGUGGGCAGUUCUGCUACGCAUGGGAGGAGGAUGCCGAGCUCCGGCUCUCCAUCGAGCCCCCGCCGGCCCCUGCCACCGAGUGCUACGGCGUCCACUGGACCCCGCUGCGCCCCGACGUGAUGCUGAAGGAUUGCUUCUCCAUGGCCAACGUCUCCUGGUACGGAGGGGCGAGCAUCCGUGCCCAGCACUGGCCGCUCAACAACGCCGAGAGCCCCGCGCAGCCCUUCGUUAGCGGCAACUUCGGCAAAAACCCCACUGGCUACGGGCCUGUUCUGGAGAGAUACUUUUUAGGCUCAACAGGAGUGACAGUGAUGGUGGCGCCUGAUAUGCCCCUCGUCCUCUCCCUGGAGAGCGAUAGGCAUUUCUGCCUGCAAACACCAGCGGAGAGUGAUGCCGUGUCCCUGCGCUACCUCCUCUGUGUCAGCCCGGACAUCGCAGCCGCCCACCGGCAUGUGGGCAGCCAGCUCGCGGGGCAGGCACGGGCACUGCCAGACACAGCCCUCCUGGGGUCUCCGAUCUGGCAGUAUUAUGGCCCAGCAGGUUCAGCUGCCAAAAUAAAACGAGGUCUGAGGUCAUUGGCCAAGAAACUGAAGCGGCAUCAUCUUCAGGAGGGGGUCCUGGCCCUGGGGGAGCGCAGCACGGCCAUCCUUGCUGCUGCGGACCAUGUGCCCUUGGAGCGGAGGAAGAGGCGCGAAGCGUCCCGUGCCUGGGACCCUUCCCUGAUCGAGCCACUGCAGCUCUCCAUCACGCUGUCUCCGUACACCAGCAUCGCCUCCCCGCUCUUCCUGCGCUGGCUGCGGGACGGCCAGGCGGCGAGCUACUGCCUGAGCCUGCAGCCCCGCUUCGGGGACUGCUCGGUCCCGCUGCUGACCACGUGGAAGGGGCGUCUUUGCGCCCGCCUGAACGUCACCAGCGAGCCAGCGCUGAGCUGGUACCUGGCGCGGGCCCGGCGCCUGCAGCAGGCACUGGGAGCCACAUACAUGGUCUUCGAGGGGGCCGAGGGCAACAUCUUCCUGGAGCGAGCUGUCCCACCUCCUGCUGAGCUGACGGGAGACCGAUAUACCACAGCGCUGGCGGCGGCGCUGGCAGCGCUGGGAAACGCCACCAUCAUCAGUGCCGGUGCUGGAUCCAGUCACCUCCCGUUCUUUGUCCAGAUGAGCCCGCUGCACUCAGACUGGAGCCACACAGGGCUGAAGGGGCUUAUUCCCUCCGUGCUGCACUACAGCCUCUUGGGCUACAACUUCUUCAUCCCUGAUGCAGUAGGAGGAAGCCUGGCUGGUGACACCGCAGGGGACCCGGAGCUGUACGUGCGGUGGCUGCAGAUCGUGACCUUCCUCCCUGUGAUGGCCUUCAGCACGCCGCCCUGGCUCUGCUGCGACACCUGGGUCCUGAACCUCACCCGGCAAUGCAUACAGAGGCACCGCGAUUUCGUUGUGCCACUCAUUCUAAAAUACAGCGAGGAAUGGCUCAGGUCUGGGUACCCCAUCUUCCGGCCGGCAUGGUGGCUCAGCCCCACGGAUCCAACCGCUUUCACCAUAGAGGAUGAAUUUCUCAUUGGAGAUGAGGUAGGAAACGGGGGACUGAAUGUGCCCCCCAAGGGUAACUAGGGGCAAUAAGGUGCCCCCUGCGCUUGCCUAUCCACCCCUCUGCAUCCUACCUGACUACAGCGCUCCUACAGAGGUGGUGU
Athene cunicularia (burrowing owl) is the source of this 2610-nucleotide messenger RNA. Its product is annotated as SITS-binding protein-like. The coding region runs from base 593 to 2530 and encodes 645 amino acids. The transcript is spliced from 10 exons. Lineage: Eukaryota; Metazoa; Chordata; Aves; Strigiformes; Strigidae. The record is from RefSeq and is a predicted model, not a curated record.